This is a messenger RNA of Pistacia vera, 1025 nucleotides long. Its product is annotated as photosystem I assembly factor PSA3, chloroplastic-like. The transcript is spliced from 3 exons. NCBI's taxonomy places the organism in Eukaryota, Viridiplantae, Streptophyta, Magnoliopsida, Sapindales, Anacardiaceae. Gene Ontology annotation, biological process: photosystem I assembly. The coding region runs from base 34 to 876 and encodes 280 amino acids. The record is from RefSeq and is a predicted model, not a curated record.
ACGAAAUUAACUUCCAAUAUUUUCACAACCACCAUGGUUGUGACAUCCUUAAGCUUAACGAGUCUAUCUUCUUGCAAUCAAAUUUCAUCUUCGCUUCAUGUUUUCCGCCCCAUUCAAACCAACCCCACGUCGAAUAAAGUUGCGAAUUCCUCCUCUUAUGGGGCCUUAUCUAUAAAAGCCUACCACGAGAACCAGAACUCUAUCUCUGGUUUUGUAAACAAAGUCAUUGGUUCACUGCCGCUUAUUGGCCUUGUAGCUAGAAUUCUCAGUGAUGAAGGUGGUGUUGGAAGUGAUACUAUUGAUUUUGCUGAGUUUCGAAGAAGGGUUGGGAAUAAAUGUGGCAUCAAUGAUUCUAAAGCUUUCUAUGACUUCCAAGAACGGCGUGGACGGGCAGGAGAUCCUUUGUAUGUUUUGAUGUGCUGCUGGGUAGCUGCUGUUGGUGCCGGUCUACUCAAAUCUGAGGACAUUUUAGAGGGGGCGGCAAGGCUUCGUAUUUCGAAUGAUCUCGAAUUUGAAGAGCAGAACUUCAUUGCCUUGAUGAAUGAGGCCAAAGAGCGACGAGCUAAAUUAAAUGCUGCUACCCCAAGUGUCCCAAUGGAGGUUCGUGCUGAGAAGGCUCUUGAAGCGGUAUAUGUUUGUUGCUUCGGGAAGAAAGGCAUAGAAGAGGAGGACGAGAGACUUCUAAUUAUUAUGCUUAGUGCUGUUUUCCCAUCAGUUAAGCAGGCGGAGAUAGAGAGAAUUGUGAAAGACAAGGCAAGGAAGGUAGCCGAAGGCAGCGAUGAGAACAGUUUCCCAGAGCCGACACCUAUACCAGAAGAAGCUGUAAAACUUCAAAUGAAGGACCUUCAAUUUCUUCAACAAAAUAGAGACACUUGAAUCAAGUACUAAUCACAACAUUUGAAUAGUUUUUGGUGUUAGUAAAAAGAAAGAACGAAGCAUUGCCUACUGAAGACGUUUUCUUUUUUACUUUUAAAUUUUACUUUAAAGAAAUUAAUAAGCAGGCUGAAAAUUAAAUUGUUGAGAUA